UUAGCCUAACUCAUGGAACAUUUUUAUAUAGCAGCGUUUGUGUAUUUGAUUACAGUAUUACCUGUUGUAAUUAAUAUGUCUUUGUCUGACAAUGCAGUCGUAUGUGCAUUGAAAGAACAGUUUGGGUUCGAGGUCGAAUCUAUCAAGUCUCUUGACGGAUACGAAGAUUUUAAUUUUUAUGCAAAAGAAGUUUCAAGUCAAAGAGAAUUAAUGUUAAAAGUAAAAAGGCCUUUACACGACCCUGAGAGUCCAACUUCGGAUGUUAUGCGGAAAGCAAUGAUUCAUUUGCGGUGCCAUGGUGUUCUAGCCCCAGAACCAAUUCAAAACCGCCACGGAAAAUACGACAGCUCUUUCAAGUUUGAUGAUCCUGUUGGAAAGAGGUUUUUGGAGCUUUACACUUUUGUGCCUGGCAAAACUGUUGCGGACACUUUCUGGACACCGAAAUCUAUGGAGCGUAUGGCUGUCAACGUUGGCCAACUGUGCGCGAAAGUAACAAUGGCAUUACAGACAUUUACAAGCGACCUGGAUAUUCCGAACGUGAUCUGGCAUCCUCAGAAUUUUAUGAAUUUCCAAAAAUACGAGCGUUUUGUUCAAGAUAAAGUUAUGGCUGGCAUUAUUAAGGACUGCUUUAAACUGUUUGACGAAAAUUUUCCAAAUGCUAAAAAGAAUCUACGAAAGGGUUUUAUUCAUUGUGAUUUGAGUACGUCGAAUAUAAUACUUGGUGAAGACGAGAGAUAUGGCGUGAUUGACUUUGAAUUGAUCUGCAAGAGUUACAUCGUCUUUGAGCUCUCGGCCUGCGUGGCUUAUAUAAUGACAACUGCAGUACAAUACCAGGGAGACCCCAUUUUGUUGGCACAACUUGUAAUUCGCAGCUAUGUGCAAAUUUUUCCGUUAAAUUUUACAGAACGGAGAUUUCUCAGUAUCGCGAUUUGUGCACGACUGGCGUCUUCAUUUCUAAUGGCAACUUACCAGGCUACCAUUCAGCCUCAUAACGUAGAAUAUCUAUUUUCACAAGCUGGCAAAUGCCCACAACUCCUUCAUGUUUUACUCGAGAGACGGGUAAAUCGUAAGAAAGACGAUCAAAGCGUUAUCUAACAUUGUCGACAAGUACUAUGUAUUAGUAUCCAUCACUUAUGGUGUGGGAUUAAUUAUCAAUUUUAUAAGUUUUAAAAUUUGUAUGUAGACCAAAAUUUGUAUACGGUGGGGUGGGGGAAGUCCCCACCCGACGAAGCGAUUUUUGUUAACAACGGCGUAUGGCGGUCAUGAGGAUGCGGUUUUAUAAUUCUUUUGAACCUUCUUUGUUUACUACCAAAUGGAACGGGAAAAUAGAG
Molecule: messenger RNA, 1331 nt
Organism: Ciona intestinalis (vase tunicate)
Lineage: Eukaryota; Metazoa; Chordata; Ascidiacea; Phlebobranchia; Cionidae
Source: RefSeq, a predicted model, not a curated record